This is a messenger RNA of Parathielavia appendiculata, 789 nucleotides long. RefSeq lists its product as uncharacterized. The coding region runs from base 1 to 789 and encodes 262 amino acids. NCBI's taxonomy places the organism in Eukaryota, Fungi, Ascomycota, Sordariomycetes, Sordariales, Chaetomiaceae. The transcript has 2 exons. Gene Ontology annotation, molecular function: protein heterodimerization activity. The record is from RefSeq and is a predicted model, not a curated record.
AUGACACCACCACCGCCGCUCUACCACGCGCUCCUCCGCCCAGCCAUUCUCCAAAUCCUACGCGCGACAGGCUACCACGGCGCCAAGACCUCUGUCCUCGACUCCGUCACGGAUUUGGCCGCGCGGUACCUGCUGCGCCUGUGCCAGCUGACGGCUCUCUACGCGACGCACAACAACGCCGAGCCAUCACCGCCACCGUUGCUCUUCUUGACUACGACCUCGGACGAGGACGGGGAGGCUUCACCAGCAGCACCCCCACCACCACCACCAAUACCAUACCCGGCCGUGCCCGCGCCGACCAUCGUCGACGUACGCAUGGCACUGCAGCGGGCCGGCGCACUCCUGCCAGAACGGAUCCUCGAGGAGCAGGAGUACCUCGGCGGAGAGGACACGCGCGGGGUCGAGGCGUUCAUCGCGUGGGCGACGGGGCCGCUGAACCGGGAGAUCAAGAGGAUCGCGCUGGACGGGAAUGACGAGGCGGCGGAUUACUUGGACGCGCUGAAGAAAAAACACAGCAAAACCGACGACGACUCAAAGUACCUGGGAACGCCCCUGGGGCGGAGCAUCGAGCACGGCGACGUGCUGGUCGAAGGGAGCGAGUGCCCGAGCAUCUUUGUCUGGGAGGAGCGGAGGCGCGUCGCGGGCCAGAAGACGCCUGAGCCACAGCAGCAGCGCGAGGCCAAUGGCGAUGGUGACGGCGACGGCGACGGCGAGGAGUCGCGGCCGUCGAGCUCUGGGCUCAGUUCGCUUGGGGAUCGCCACAUUGCGGAUGAGAUGGACUUGUCAUAG